Molecule: messenger RNA, 1950 nt
Organism: Medioppia subpectinata
Lineage: Eukaryota; Metazoa; Arthropoda; Arachnida; Sarcoptiformes; Oppiidae
Source: the annotation of a GenBank genome assembly
GUUCUUCACAGCCAUAAGGAGGCCAUCGAAACGAUUGAGAAGAAUAAGAAAUUGAACUUAAUUGCCAUUAAUUGUCACAACAGUUUAGUUAAUAAUGGCUUCUAUGAGGUUCGAUGGCAGCCGAGGAUCAACGCUCGCAAAUACAUAUACGUCAUCGGAGGUAUGCAUCAGUCGACCCAUCGCUGGAACGAUUCAAAGCCAGUCGCUAUCACCGAACGAUUAGAUAUACUUCGGGGCCAAUGGAAGGCAUUACCCACUCUUCAAUAUCCUCGUAGUUGUCAUUGCAUAGCAGUACUGAACGGCCAGUUGUAUGCGGCGGGCGGUGAAUGCGAUUCUCUUAUAUUAGACAGCGUUGAAGUCUAUGACCCGCAGAACAAUGAGUGGACAAAAGGGAAGAGUCUGCGUCAGCCCCGGUCCUGCUUCGGCAUGUGUGCCGUCGACUCAUACAUAUACGCGUUCGGCGGUUGGAUCGGCAAUCUUGUCGGCAAUAGUAUCGAGCGCUUCGAUCCCAUCACUAAUGAAUGGAAUUUUUACGAUAAGUUACCCGACAUUAGAUUCGCGAUGGGAGUGAUCGCUGUCGAGGGACUCGUUUAUAUCAUCGGAGGCUUUAACGAACAGAACCGGGUUUUAAGAAGUGUUGUUAGUUAUAAUCCAGUGACCCAUGAAUUCAAGAGCUUAUGUGAUAUGAUUCAAAGCAGGGCUUACUUCGGGUGCACUGUUUUGCACGGAAUGAUAUACGUUGUCGGCGGUACUAAUGAUAACAACGCCGCCCUCUCCAGUGUCGAGCGAUAUAACAUUAAUGAAAAUGUAUGGUCGCGAGUGUCAAACACCCCCAAACCGCGCAUCUCUUCGUGUGCCUGUGCUGUCAAUGAAUUCUAUGACCCGCAGAACAAUGAGUGGACAAAAGGGAAGAGUCUGCGUCAGCCCCGGUCCUGCUUCGGCAUGUGUGCCGUCGACUCAUACAUAUACGCGUUCGGCGGUUGGAUCGGCAAUCUUGUGGGCAAUAGUAUUGAGCGCUUCGAUCCCAUAACUAAUGAAUGGAAUUUUUACGAUAAGUUACCCGAUAUUAGAUUCGCGAUGGGAGUGAUCGCUGUCGAGGGACUCGUUUAUAUCAUCGGAGGCUUUAACGAACAGAAUCGGGUUUUAAGAAGUGUUAUUAGUUAUAAUCCAGUGACCCAUGAAUUCAAGAGUUUAUGUGAUAUGAUUCAAAGCAGGGCUUACUUUGGGUGCACUGUUUUGCACGGAAUGAUAUACGUUGUCGGCGGUACUAACGAUAACAACGCCGCCCUCUCCAGUGUCGAGAGAUAUAACAUAAAUGAAAAUGUAUGGUCGCGAGUGUCAAACACCCCCAAACCGCGCAUCUCUUCGUGUGCCUGUGCUGUCAAUGAAUGUCUGCUCGUAUUCGGGGGCAAAACCUCUGGCGACGAAUUCUCUAUUCCCGUAACAUUAGAUUCUGUGGAUAUCUUUGAUCCGGAAUCGAAUAAAUGGAAUGAAAGCAUUCCUCUUCCGACCAGUCGUUCCGAAGCGGCCGUCGCUGUCAUUUGAGACGACAAAUGAAUUCAUUUUAAUUAUAGAAUACUUUUUAUUAAAUAUAUUUUCAGUAUUAUAACAAUCCGUCAAUUAUUGAGCGCUUAGUUUUUUGGAUCAAUUCUACAAAAUAUAACAACUCUGAGAAUUGUGAACAAAUCGUUAAAAACCAAUAGCCUAUUAACGAUAAAGUGCUGAACACUAUUGACUAUUUGACUGAACACUACAUGUGAUGUCUACAAAUGUCUACAAAUUAUGAUAGUUUUAAUUCAUAUAAAUUUUAAAUCAAAGCAAAUAAUCAUAAAAUAGAGUAUAUUUUCUCAAUAAUUAUAUCAUCAAAAACACAACAUUUUGAGAGUAUUAUUAAGUUUUCGAUUGUUAAGACACAUAACUUUCUGUGCUCUCAAACUUUGUUCAUUGUAU